Messenger RNA from Lentinula edodes (shiitake mushroom), 1008 nucleotides. RefSeq lists its product as uncharacterized. The record is from RefSeq and is a predicted model, not a curated record. The coding region runs from base 1 to 1008 and encodes 335 amino acids. NCBI's taxonomy places the organism in Eukaryota, Fungi, Basidiomycota, Agaricomycetes, Agaricales, Omphalotaceae. The transcript is spliced from 9 exons.
AUGCCUCGAUACGAUCUAAAGAUGAUUCCCGACCAACUAGGGCUCGACCAAGAGUUUUCGGAAAGUUUGAAAUUUACUAUAACCAAGUUUCCUCCGCCGUCUAUGCCAAUGCCACCCGAUGUACUCGACUUAAUACCGUCGCAAAUGAAGCAAUACGAAAAGGCUGGAAAACUGAUUAUAAAACGAGAAGUAGGCAAUUACUUGUUUGAGUGCCUUGAGUUGAAUGCUAAGGAUCGUUUCGUUGCGACCGCAAGCAAAGUUUUCGUCGCCAAGGGUAUACCAAUUAUGCUAUCUCGUAUGGCUACUGGUAGCACUCUAACUCCCAAGGUACUCAAAAACAUAGUUCAAAUAUUCUAUGUUCGAGUCGGACAAGGUGCUCCUGAGUACAGUGAUCAGAAAAUUCGACCUUUGCUUGUUCGCUAUUUUGAAGAGUGGCACGGUCUAUAUAGUCGAUGGGCACCUGCUGAUCUCGACGACGUUGCGGUUGGCACCCCGGGGUCGGCGGCCAGGCGUCACGAGAAGAAAACAGUCGCCCCAUACCGGUCUUAUGAGGUCAAAGAGUCUGUGGAUACGGUGUCAACUCCGUCAAUUACCAUGGAAAGAUUCGAACCGCCCACUUCCGAUCCUGAAGGCAAAGACGAAACGCCUAGGAAGCGUGAGCGAUACAGCGCUAGAUUUUCUAAAGUUCCCAGCUAUCGAUCGUUUGCUGUCGAUGAGCCGACGCCGACGACUCUUCAUGCAAUGAAGAAUACUAAGCGAGCCGCAUUCGAGGAUCCGCCUUCACCCACUGCUCAAUGCAACAAACGUGUCAAGAUAUCCACGAACGACUCGGACUUGUAUGGUGUUAAAUCAGGCCUUAAGCCAUUCAGAAAGGCAUUGACAAAGGAAGCCAGCGAAGGUGUCUUCAAUCAAGAGGGAGUAGAUAAAUUUUUCAUAUCAUCGUUUGGUACCACAGCGAAAGGCAGGAAGCUAUCCCACUACGAGGAAAUGACAUACCUGCCCGCAUAA